Lolium rigidum is the source of this 1574-nucleotide messenger RNA. RefSeq names its product katanin p60 ATPase-containing subunit A-like 2. Lineage: Eukaryota; Viridiplantae; Streptophyta; Magnoliopsida; Poales; Poaceae. Gene Ontology annotation, molecular function: ATP binding; ATP hydrolysis activity. The record is from RefSeq and is a predicted model, not a curated record. The coding region runs from base 99 to 1235 and encodes 378 amino acids. The transcript is spliced from 12 exons.
GUGGAGUCUGAGCUGAGCGAGCUCACCAACACCACACUCCUCCACCCGCUCGCUCGCUCCCUCCCACUCGCCCCGCUGCCGGCCGGCGAAUCCGAGCAAUGGAUUUCAAGGGGUUCUGGGAGUCCAAGUUCGGGGGCAAGAAGGAGCCGGAGCGGGACGGGGAGGCCAACGGCAGCGUCAAGAAGCGGACCGCCGAUUUGGCCAUCUACGAGCAGUACGAGCAGCAGGCUCAGGCCGGGCAGCCGGCGAUGCGCGCCGCGGCGAUUCGCGACGGGAAUGCUGAUGUGAUCCAGAAGCCUCUCCUACCUCCAUUUGAGUCAGCUGAAAUGCGCAAUCUAGCAGAGACAUUGUUACGGGAUAUUAUCCGAGGAAACCCAGAUGUGAAAUGGGAAAGCAUCAAGGGACUAGAGACUGCAAAACGCCUCCUGAAAGAGGCAGUUGUUAUGCCCAUAAAGUACCCAAAAUACUUCACUGGUCUACUAUCACCGUGGAAAGGCAUCUUACUUUUUGGUCCUCCAGGAACUGGAAAGACAAUGCUGGCAAAAGCAGUGGCUACUGAGUGCAAUACUACAUUCUUCAACAUUUCAGCGUCAUCAAUUGUCAGCAAAUGGCGCGGAGAUUCUGAGAAGCUAGUCAAAGUUCUUUUUGAGCUUGCAAGAUAUCAUGCACCAUCCACGAUAUUUCUUGAUGAGAUUGAUGCUAUUAUUAGUCAACGUGGUGAAGCCCGUAGUGAGCAUGAAGCUAGUCGACGCUUGAAGACUGAGCUACUUAUUCAGAUGGAUGGCUUGACAAAAACGAACGACCUAGUAUUUGUGCUUGCAGCAACAAAUCUACCAUGGGAGUUGGAUGCAGCUAUGCUCCGUCGACUUGAGAAGCGGAUUCUUGUACCACUUCCUGAAGCUGAAGCAAGGCAUGCCAUGUUUGAGGGACUUCUGCCAUCUAUGACCUCAAGUCUAGAGAUCCCAUACGAAACUUUAGUUGAAAAGACUGAAGGGUACUCUGGUUCAGAUAUCCGUCUUGUUUGCAAAGAAGCUGCCAUGCAGCCAUUAAGGCGUCUUAUGUCGGUUCUUGAUGCCAGUGAUGAGGUGGUGCCAGAGGAAGAACUGCCUGAGGUCGGCCCUCUUAAAGCUGAUGAUGUUGAACUUGCUUUGAGGAACACAAGGCCGUCAGCCCAUCUCCAAGCACAUCGCUAUGAUAAGUUUAACCAGGACUAUGGAAGCCAGCUCCUCGUUUAGCACCAAGCAUGAUCAGCUUUGCAGGAUUGUCAAGUGGAUUCAUGCUGGCUGUGUAUUUGAACAUGCAACUGGAAGUCUAGAACAAAUUUAUCUUUCUCCACAACAACCAAAGUAGCCUUAUUUACACCAUUAUUAUUUUCCAUUAUACUGCUCCACAAGCAAGGAACAAAAAUCGUUGUAAACUGAAGUUGUAGCACGAUUUCUGCGCGGUUGCAGCUCUUCUUAGCUAGACUGAAAUAUUAUGAUGUAAUAAUAAUCUUACUCCAAAAUAGUUCAGUUAUUCAUUGAUUAGGUUGUAUGAUGAAGUGAAUAAAUGGUAGGUAUAUUACCCAGACUUUA